Messenger RNA from Thamnophis elegans (Western terrestrial garter snake), 1159 nucleotides. It is a transcript of the gene CENPU, whose product is annotated as centromere protein U. The transcript is spliced from 12 exons. Gene Ontology annotation, cellular component: nucleus. Bases 142 to 1137 code for a protein of 331 amino acids. The record is from RefSeq and is a predicted model, not a curated record. Lineage: Eukaryota; Metazoa; Chordata; Lepidosauria; Squamata; Natricidae.
AAAAAGCAGUUGUAGCCAGGAAGCUGAGUCUGCGCGUCUUUUUCCACCACCCACCCCUCUCUCCCUCACGGUUUAUUUUCCCCCUCACGAGACGGGGCGAUUUGGAACGUUGGGAAGGAGUGCGCGAGCCACAGUAACAAGAUGUCGAAGAGAAAAGCAACCAAAAAUUUCAAAAAGAAAUUGGCAGGAUAUGAAGCCAAGCAGGACUUUCAUGGUAAAUUGUUUUCAUCUGAGGAGCCUGAUGUCUCAAGUAUUUUGAAAAUUCCUGGAACUGGGCAAACAGAUGAAACUGAUGACUUAUGUGAUCAUCCUUUACAUAGCACUGCUCUGUCUGUAUAUGAAGAGGGAGAAGAUGCUGAUAAUGGGAAUGAUCAAUAUUCAAAGAUCAAUGAGUCUACCGGCAGUUUCUCUGAUCCAGAGAAAAAUACAAAGAAAAGAAAAACUCACACUAUGAAAACAAUAGUGAGAACUGAAGAUUCAGAAGAGGAAUCUUCAGUAAAGAACACGAUACCCAAGAAAAAACCUAAAUCACGUGUAAAAAAUAAUGCUUUACCAGAAAGGGAGACAAACCAUCCAGUUUCAAAAAAAGUUCCAAAGAAGCCAACAAAAGUUACCAGACAUGUUACCAAGGAAAACAUUGUUUUGAAGGAGCUUGAAAAGAUAACAACAGAUUACAAAGAAGAAGUGGAACAAGAGAAGUAUAAAAAUGUUAUUGAUAAAUUUCAUGCCAGGCUCAAAGACCAAUUCACUGAAUUUUCUGCAGAUGCUGAGAAAGUGAAAAAUACAAAAUUGAAACAAGCAAAGAUGGUCAGAAAGACAAAUAAGGCAAGACAACGUUUAAUAGAAAUAAAAGGAGAAAUAUUUAGAAAUGAACCAGAACUGAAGAAACUAAAUAAAGAACACAGUAAACUAAAAGAAAAAAUAUCCUGUCUCAAGAAUGCAGUUCAGUUUAUCAAAGAUUUAAAGAGUCUUCAGCAAAUGGAUGAAAAGGAACAUUCACAAGAAAAAUUAGGAUAUGGCAUUUCCAGCCUCCCUGCACUUCUGAUGGAGUCACGAAGAAUUUUAGGAGCAGAAAGUCACUUAAAAAAUAUCAACACAAAAUUACAGGAAAGUUUGGAAUUGCAAAAAACCAAUUAAGUAUUCAUACUGUAAAUUCUGU